Molecule: messenger RNA, 4717 nt
Organism: Dermacentor albipictus
Lineage: Eukaryota; Metazoa; Arthropoda; Arachnida; Ixodida; Ixodidae
Source: RefSeq, a predicted model, not a curated record
GACACUCGGUGGCCGAUAAGGCCAGCUCCAGGGGCCAAAAGCCCUCGGUGCAACGAGGCCAGAAGCAGACACGCUUCAGCAGCCGUCGUGUGACGACGUUCAUCCGAAGCUCCCUCACUCAGUCAGUCCUAUCCUGGGCGCUGCGCGGCGCUAACACUUCCGAGCAGGCACUGGUGAGGCGGGCGACCCCGUGAAUCCGGGAGAAGAGACCAGCCAGGCGAAGUUGAGCAGCAACUGGCUUUUGAAAAGACUCUCUCGCCGACGCUACCGUCGAGUCCAAGCUGUCCCAUGGUGAUCAAGAGCGGAUAUGUGGACGUGAAGCUGCCACAAAGCGCCCGAAACAGCUCCACUUGGAAGAGCUGGAAGCGGAAAUGGGUCGACCUGACCCAGCUGGAGUCGGCGUUGGGCCAGCCGUGCGACGUGCUGCUCGAGGUGCGCGCCCACCGCAACUCGGGCGUCCAGGCUCGCGGCACGCUGUCGCCCAAGAACGCCCAGGUGUUCCGGUGCGGCUCGAGCUCGCGAGAGUUCGCCCUGGCCGUGCGCUCGGGCCAGCGGCCGCCCAUGGUCUACCUGGCCGGCGAGAGCGAGACGCAGAGCCAGGAGUGGAUGGCCGCGUUGCGAGCGCUGCUCUGGCCGCCCGUGCCCAUGGUGGAGCUUGAGAACGUACUGGGCUUCAAGUUCGAGGCCUCGCUCAUCGACGACGCAUGGAGCGGCCGCGCUGGCCUCUUGGGCAGCUACGGUAACCUGUCCAUCAGUGGUCACAAACUUAUCCUUACACAUCCGCACACGGAGCACGUGAUUCAGGAGUGGUACCUCAACACCCUCGUCCGGUUCCAGGUCUCGCGGAACAAACACGAGGCGGACCAUGGCAAACUACUAGCAAUCGAGUGUGGAAGCGAGAGCUCGACCGGGAGAGGCGUGCUCCACUUCUACUGUCCGGAAGCGCUCAACUUUGUCUACACGCUGCGCGGCGUCGUUCAAGGCAUUCUCAAGCGCAUGACACCCGAACAGUACAGCUGGAAAGAAGUACAUGAGAUGCGUGGCCACCUUCCUGCGCGACGCCAAGGCUCCGCUCAGCAGCAUCGCACGGCCGCCGUUGAAGACAGCAACGGCUACAGUGUGCCGAAAACCAACGCCAUCUCCGUGCUGCAGAUGCCCACCUUCAAGGGGCCUCUGCCUUCUCCUAGACUGGAUGAAGUGCAGGCGUUCCCCUGCUCCCGCCAGUCCCAUCUGUCCAUUUCCACUUUCGACUCCGGAAUCUCCAUUACGUCCGCUAACGCCGACAGCGAACUUGAGUCGCCCAUGUCCGAGGUGGCGUUCAGCGUCUGCAGCGACAUGGACGAACGCAUCUACGAGAAGCUCGAUGACGUGCUGCUGAGAAGGGCAUCGCUGGAGAAAGAGGAUGACAUACCGCCACCACUGCCUCCCAAAACUCACAGGCGGCGCAAGUCGGAGCCAGCCAAGACAGCGUCCGUUGAAGAAACUGCGAGCGUGGUUGAGUCGUCCCCCAACGAACGGACACUGAGGCCGUACUCGAUGCCAGCCGAUAUGGGGUCCUGUCCCAACCAAGGUGGCACGCACGUCUCGCCGUACGGGUCCAUAACAAAGGCCACUGCCGCGAACAGCCAGAUUGCGGACGACACCGCAACGCCUGCUGCUACAGAAGCGCACGACCUUAGGGAUGCGGGCGCCCCGUCGUCUCAGCAGACGCAUUGCCUUUCUCCUCGCGACAAGAAGAAUGAAGACGCCGACAUGACUUCUCGAGCAACCACGGUUUUAACUGGAGAAGAUUGCGUCUCCACAAGUGAAACACUACAUGCAUGCAAGAGAACAGCGCGGCCAAGAAGCCACCUGUAUACCGCAGUCGACUGCAAGAACGACUGCCAAGUUAGCCUAACCGUUGGAAAUCUCGCCGAAGAAAGUCGGCUCCAAGAUAGAAUUCGUUCCCAUUCGUUGGUUUUGUGCCCUGAAAUGCUUAGGCAGAUGAGACGACAGCGAGCGUGUAGCUUGCCCAGCCUGUUCCUACGCUGAAGUUUGUGCCAUGUAACCACCGUUUUUUAACGCUAAGUGCUUAUUUAUCAAUGAUGCGCAAUGUAUACCGCAUUAUGCCGCCUAUUCUGCAAUAGCCAGAGAGAGUAUUUUUAGGCCAUUUCUGCACACAAUCGCGACAUGUAAAGGUAUCGCGUCUGCAAGAAGUAACAUUGCUCCUUUUAAACGAAGCAAGCUAAUGUCGAGCUUGGUGCUCACUAACUUGUGCGAAGCGAAAAUAUUGUCUUGUGGUCAAACCGAUAUUUGUCUUGUGCAUGCCGACGUGUGAUAAUACUCUGUUCAUUUCCAGUUUCUCUUAAGCUAUCUGGGUACGUAACUGCGGCUGUACCCUGAAAUCUCAGGCCCGAGCACCUAUGUCCUCCUUUGCUCCAUAUCGUGAACCUGCACAUUCACUUCUGGUUCUCUUAGGCAUUUAUGAAAAAAUAUAUAGAAAUAUACUAUUAUAGUAUGCGUAGACUCGACGGUCACUAAGACCUCAUCAAGAACAUCACUCGUUGUGUGACGUUUUGCGCCUGCGUGGCGUAAGUUUUUUUUUUUAAAUACUGAUAUGUUGAAGCCUUCAUUGUUCUUGCGCCAUGUAGGGCACAUACUGACGGGAACAAUAUGAACACUGACUGGGAACAGAAGACACAAACUGUGUGUCAGUUUCGCGCUUCUUGGUGUCAGUUCGUAUCAUCGGUUUCCAGUUAGUGUUCAUCUUCUCCCGCCAGUGUGUGCCGUACAUGGCGCAAGAACAAUGAAUCUACACCAACUAGCCAAUUCAUCGCUCUGGUAAAUGCUGCAGCCUAUCACUAGUUACAAAGAGUAGUAAGAGUAUCGUUUACUUUACAUCGCUACUAAAUACAUAUACAUAUUGAACAUGAACUACUUGAAAUGUACACAUCGUGAACAUAAAAAUGGCGCAAAGCCAUUUAAUUCUAAAAAUACUACAACUAUCUCUAGUGCCGCCAAUAACAGACUGCAACAAGCAGGUGUAUAUAGCACAUCACAGAAACCACCCCAUAGGAAAAUACAAAACACGAGUAAAUUGAAGGCAGCAAUCGGUAUUAAAUAUUCUCGUAGUGGGCUCCGUUGCUUUUUUUCUUCUGUGCUUGAUUAUAAUAUUAGGCUAUAAUAUUGUAAUAUAAACAGUGUCACUGUCGCUGGUUGUAAAAAAAAAAAAGAGGUGUUCGAACACGCACUCGUUGAUACAUUAACUGGCGCUGCUAUUCAGAUGACAACGAGACAGAUCAUAUCGCUCUACGGUGUAGCCUAGGGGAUGGUUUUGACGUGCAGACUAAGCAUCGUUAGGCAAAGUGCAAUUUUGUCUAAGAUCAUUUUCUUCAAAUAAAUAGUGAUAUCUAUCACGAGUACUUAACUAAUAGAAACUUAUUUAAUCUCAUUAUAAAGAGCACGAUGUGAAGAUAAGACGGCUCUAGCUAUGCUAUAGGGGCUCAAGAAGCAGCUCAGAAAAAUUUACUUCCUGCUUUAGAUGUUGAAAAGUUAUGCGCCUUGAAUAUAUUGUCGUAGUAGAAAAUAAAGCGCCUCCACACAGGAAAAUGAAAGCAUAAUAAUACUUAGUAGCAGGGUGACUGUUACCGACAAUGAUCGGUAACAGCACUACGAAUGCUAACAGUUUAUUCAGCGUCACUUCUAGGUGAUACGACGUGAUUACCUCAGAUGUAGACCUUGAGAGCUAAGCCUACUACUAGUUUGCCUAAUUCGCUCACAUUUUAGGCUUGCAUAAGCGAAUGGUGAAUAUUUUUACGGCUGCGAAAUGCUGGACGCGUUUCUGAACUCUCUCAGUAUGACAUAUUUGACAAGUAGCGAAAUUUUAGGGUACUUCCCUUUGACCACUUUGGACACUUAGGAAUCACUUGCAUGAGCAAUGCAAUUACGCUCAACUGCUAUAACCAGUGGUUAGCUCCGACAACAAGAAAGAGAAGACAGUGGCAGACUACACAAAAGCACUGCAGAAAGACUUUGGGACUUUACCUGAAAAUUAUGUGAAGGAUGCAGCGAACUCGUUGUGCAUUAAUUGUAGAUCUGGUAAAACAGCGUUCAAAAGUUAUCGCUUUCAAGCCAUUCGUGAUGCUGAAAGCAACAAUGAGGGCUGGAGGCGCACUGUACUUUCGACAGGCUUGUCGGAAGGCUGACAUGGCGCGUCGGGAACGCGCAGUGACCGUUGCAGCCGCUGUUGUAAUUUAGUAAUCGUCGGAAAGCGUGAAAGCCUGAUCAUAUACAUAGGAACCGAACGGUUGUACAUGUUUUGACAGGAGAAACCUCAGCGGACGUGCAUGCAUGACGUCAUCAUCCGGUCGGACUCAUGUCCUCGCUUUCCGCCUGUCGCGAAGUACUGUGCCAUGGUGUCGCAUGGCCAGGAUGGGGCGCUUUAACGCGCGUGCUUAGCGGCAUUUCUACCUAUUGGGACCACCGCUGAAUUACAAGCGGCCAGCGUACCUCAUAUAUUAUUUGUUUAACACCAGUGUGUCGUCAUGAUUACUUAUUUCACUCAUCGAGUCCACUUUAUCUCUCAGUGUGUAUUUGAAGGUGCAUUCUGUAUUAGCGUGUGUAUGCAAGUGCGUCAGGAUAUUGCUAUACGUUGAAAGCAAGGACGUGUACAUAUGUACCAUUUUCAUUUUGUACCAUAAAAAAUUCAUUCAUAAUAAAUGCAUCUUCAAGAAACUGG